AUGGCUCAAGUAAAAGCUCUGCGUAAUCAAGUUAUUAUUGAUUUUUCAGCUGGGGGACGUCAUUCGCUUGCUCUGAAUGAAUUUGGUCAUAUUUAUGCUUGGGGUCAUGGUCGGGAGGGACAAUUGGGGCUGGGCGAUAUGGUUCGAAAUGCUCCAAUCAUUUCAACACCAUGUCGUCUUAAUGGUCCAUUAGCUGGACAACUUGUGACGAAGAUUUCAUGUGGUGAAUCACAUUCCUUAGCACUUACAAUUGGAGGUGAGUUAUAUAUGUGGGGACUAGUACCAGUCAUAGUUAAAGAAGAGACUCACAUGGAUGCAUCCGAUCAAGCAACAAUUGAGUUAACAGGUCUAUCAAAUGAAGAAAAACAACAGACUACUACUGCUGCUGCUGCAAAUACUACGAUACAACGUCAGAUGGAUGACAAUAUUAUGGCCCGAUUGGUACGGAAUUCGAUGCGUGUGUAUGAAGAUAGUCAUGGAGAUAAUGUAAAAGUGCAGACAGUUCGAGCGCCCUGUAUGACACCUCAACUGUGUACAGGACCAUUGGCAAAACUUGUGGUGACGAAUAUUGCAGCAGGAUUUGCACAUUCAUUAGCUACUACAAAUGAAGGUGCGAUCUUUAGCUGUGGAUACAAUGACAAUGGUCAACUUGGUCUUGGAUCUAGACGCAAUUCUGCAGAAUUCCAGCGGAUUCACGCACUAGAUGGAUACUUUAUUGAGCAUAUUGCUUGUGGCCAGCAACAUUCGCUUGCUUGUUCCAAGAUCUUGGACGCUGGUGAGGUUAAAAUGGAUUCUGAGGAAAACGUCAAGUUACGAUCUGGCGUGUGCUUUUCGUGGGGACUUGGUGUGCUUGGUCAAUUAGGUACGGGGCUUAACAUUUCGUGGACCCCGCAGGAAGUCAAGCUGGUCCGUCCCGCUGUCUCGGUAGCUGCUGGUAGCCACCACAGUGUUGCAGUCACAGAUGAUGGCAAAGUGUACACAUGGGGCCAUAGUGAGUAUGGCCAGCACGGCGCUGGCGAGACUUUUUACGACUUGCAGCAUAACGCACACUAUUUUUUUCCAAGAGUGCAGCAGGCACUAGCCGAUGAUCCUUGUAUAAAGGUGGUUAGUGCAUGCUGCAGCUCGCACUCGACGUUUGCACUGACACUUGAUGGGUCCGUGAUGUCGUGGGGCUGGAACGCUUUUGGUGUUUUGGGCAAUGGCAAGCACCAGUACUCGGUGCAUCCGCAGCGUGUUUUUGGGCUCAAAGAUAAUGUUGCUGUCGCAGUCGGGGCAGGAUCGAACCAUUGUGCUGUGGCAGUCCGACCACGCGGAGCACAUUACUCGCUAAGCUAUGAUCGUGUGCUAGCGAACGCUGAUUUUGCUGACCUGGCAUUCAUUGUGGGAGGACCAACGAAAAUGGAGCGCAUCAAAGCUCAUCGGGUUGUUGUCAGCGCGCGCAGCAGCUACAUCAGGGGUCUUCUGCGCGUGCUCGAUAAUAUCGCCAAAAGUCCUCAAGAAUCAUAUGUUGGUAAGAGUAGUAGCGUCAGAAUAGAAGAAGACGGUUUGUUUGUGAUCGACGAGUUCCAGGACAUUGACGCCCAGGUAUUUCGCGCGUUCUUGAUAUUCUUGUACACAAAUCGUCUUCAUGUCGCCAGCCACAAACGUAAGGCGCUGGGUCAGUUUGCAAGCAGCGUGUGCUGUGAUGCUCUCGUCGCUCAGUGUCUCGAUACUUGGCGUAAAGAACGGUUGGCAUCGCUGCUGUCCCCUUCGUUUCGGCGUACAGGACAACAUCUGACUGGAACACAACCAGCUAGUUCCGAAGCGCAACAAUUUGGAGAGGAUAUGCAACGCAUGGUGCUUUCAGAGGAAGUCGCAGACGUUAUAUUUUUGUGGCCUAUGGAGAAUGACGAAGCAGGUAUUGAAACAUACACGCGUCUACCAGCACACAAGGCUGUGCUUUCGCAGGUGGAGUACUUCCGCACAAUGUUUAUGGGUGGCUUUAGUGAAGGCAAGGGGGCGCAAGCGAUUACAGUUGGGGAACAGAAAGGGUCGGUGCAUGAAAUUCCGCUUCAGUAUAUGCAUCGGGAUGGCGUGUCGCUAAAGGCUUUCAAGGAUUUAUUGCUUUGGAUUUAUACGGGUUGUUUCGAAUUAUUGAGUGCUAGACAUGAGCCCAACGACAUGAUGGUCUUGUACGUUGGAGCUAGUUUGCUGGGUUUAACAGUGCUGGCGAGUAGAGCGUUACGACGCCCAAAGACUGCACACUAUGAGUCAGCAGGUGCUGCGGAAGCACGAAUCGGGUCGAUUGCAAGAGCCUUAGACGAUGCAAAUGAUCUUGCGGUUUCAAAAGCUUUGUUGGCUCGGGCAAAGUGUGCAGUUAGGGCCGAUUCUGGUCUUGAAUAG
Messenger RNA from Peronospora belbahrii, 2382 nucleotides. NCBI's taxonomy places the organism in Eukaryota, Oomycota, Peronosporomycetes, Peronosporales, Peronosporaceae. The record is from the annotation of a GenBank genome assembly.